Messenger RNA from Elgaria multicarinata webbii, 6090 nucleotides. It is a transcript of the gene PLEKHG3, whose product is annotated as pleckstrin homology and RhoGEF domain containing G3. The record is from RefSeq and is a predicted model, not a curated record. Gene Ontology annotation, biological process: regulation of establishment of cell polarity. Lineage: Eukaryota; Metazoa; Chordata; Lepidosauria; Squamata; Anguidae. The coding region runs from base 1 to 4233 and encodes 1410 amino acids. Gene Ontology annotation, molecular function: small GTPase binding; guanyl-nucleotide exchange factor activity. The transcript is spliced from 19 exons.
AUGUUGAUCUGGGAGGAGAAGAACGCUUUGGAAUGGCUUCCAUCGCAGAUUGUAAAGCUGUUUGGCAAGGAAUUCCCUCGGUUCCUGGCUACUCCCGAUCCUGGUAGAGAUGGCAGGAUUCCAGCCGCUGCUUCCUUGAGUAUGAGUUCCUCAAAAAAACCUGUGAAUCAGCUGUCUUCAACCCUGACCAAUGCCAGCCACAUUAUGGAGGACUGGAAUGACAUGGCUCAAACACCUGCUGGUGCGACCUCUCUGAGGGCUGGACUGCUGCACAAUGCCAACAAUAAUGCUUCCUCUGGGCCCUGGCGAAGCCUGAAAAGCCCUUCCCUUUCUUCAGCUGCCUCGCAUUCUAAAUUAAGCUAUCUAGAGCGUGUAGUGUUGGAGAUUGUGGAAUCGGAGCGUAUGUAUGUGCGGGAUUUACGAAGCAUCAUCGAGAAUUACUUGGGGAAGAUCAUAGACACUCAAGAGCUGCUGCUGCGACCAGAACAAGUCAGUGCACUCUUUGGAAAUAUUGAGGAUAUCUACGAGCUGAACAGUGAGCUCCUGCAGGAUCUGGACAGCUGCCACAAUGACCCUGUGGCAGUGGCAAGAUGUUUUGUGGACAAGAGCCAGGACUUUGAUAUCUACACUCAAUACUGCAAUAACUACCCAAACUCUGUGGCAGCUCUUACCGAAUGCAUGAGGAACAAACAGCUGGCCAAAUUCUUUCGCGAGCGGCAAGAACAAAUCCGUCACUCUUUGCCCCUUGGAUCCUACCUUCUCAAGCCUGUCCAGCGCAUUCUCAAGUAUCACUUGCUCCUACAGGAGAUAGCAAAGCAUUUUGACAUAGAAGAGGAUGGCUAUGAAGUGGUGGAAGAGGCAAUUGACACCAUGACCUGUGUGGCUUGGUAUAUCAAUGACAUGAAGAGAAAGCAUGAGCAUGCGGUGCGGCUGCAGGAGAUUCAGUCCCUGCUUAUUAACUGGAAGGGCCCGGACCUGACGACUUACGGAGAGCUAGUCCUGGAGGGCACCUUCCGCGUCCAUCGGGUCAGAAAUGAGAGAACUUUCUUCUUGUUCGACAAAAUCUUGCUGAUAACUAAGAAGCGGGGCGAUCACUAUGUAUACAAAAGCCACAUUCCAUGCUCCUCCCUCAUGCUGAUUGAGAGCACCCGAGACUCGCUCUGCUUCACUGUCACCCACUACAAGCACAACAAGCAGCAGUACAACAUCCAGGCCAAAUCCGGGGAGGAAAAACGGGUUUGGACUCACCACAUCAAGCGUCUGAUCCUGGAAAACCACCAUGCCAUCAUCCCUCAGAAAGCCAAAGAAGCCAUCUUGGAAAUGGAUUCGUACUAUCCUUCUCGCUACAAAUAUAGUCCAGAGCGGUUGAAGAAGUCCUUGUCGUGCCAAGCUACAGAAGAUAUUCCCCCACAUGGCCGCCAGGGCCGACGGCAAUCAGAGCCUUUCCACAGCAAAAACAGUGCUGAGAAGCUCCUAGAUGGACUCCACCGCUCUGCCGUGGCAGGGCUUAAAAGCCGCAGAAAAUCGGAGCCAACAAAACAGAUCCUCAAGCAACUGAGCAAUAAAGGACUGAAGCAUGCAGAUAGUGAUGGAGCCCUUUUGGAGUUUGGGGAGCCCCCACAGCCUCCCAGCAGCUUACCCCAGGAGGAGGAUCAGCAGACCCUUCCCCAGGAAUCUCCUGAAGAGUUGGCUGAAAGUGACGGCAGCGAGAAGGGGACAGGCCCAGAGGAAGAGGACGAAGAGGAGGAGGAGGACGAAGAAGAGAGGCUGGUAGGAACGGAGCAGGUGGCAGACUUUGCAAGCUCCUUGAUGGCCGUCCUCCAUUGCUGGCACUAUCGGGCCAACGCUUUGCUUUUCUCCUGGGGCAGCACGGGCAAAGGUCACAAGGCACAGGGAGGGCCCAAGCAAUGCCAGUCUCCAGGCAGCUGCGAGAAAAGCAGGAUCCCAGAGACAGUCUCAUCUGUCCCGAAGGCUCGAUCAGCCAUGGAGCUCAACAGGGUGAUAGAAGUUUCUCCCCAUAAGGAAGAUGGCCCAGAAGAGAGCCCUUCAGACCCUGAGUCGACGGGAACUUUGGAGCCUGUCCUGGCAGACCAACAUGGGCUCCUAAAUCAAGGAUCAGUUGGUCUGGAGCCCACUGAAAACACGGAAGAGCUAAAGGCGCUUAGCAGCGAGGAGGAGGAGGAGGAGGAGGAGGAAGGGGAAGAUGGGCGUGCGCCCCAGCCCAAAAGUAUCCUCCCCUUCUCGGUGCUGGAUCAGGCCAGCAUCAUUGCUGAGCGCUUUGCGAGCAGCCUCUCUCGGCGCAGCAGCCUGGCCCUUGACGAGGGGAAGGGCUGCCUGACCCCGAAGCAGGCCAGCCGGAGUGGCAGCGUCCUGAGCCUGGAUGGCAGCGAAAAGGCUGCCUGUCGAAAUAACAGCGCCACGGAGUCCCAGAGUGGUGGCAGCCUGCUGCCGGAGCCCUCGGCUGAGCCUAGCAGCACCCCUAGUGGAGCUGCCAUGCCUGGCCUGCUUGAGGUUGACCGGGCCUCGUGUCGACGGAAGGAGUCCAUGCUAUCCCAGCAGGACCGGCUGCUGUUGGACAAGAUCAAGAACUACUAUGAUUACGCUGAGCACCAGGAUGCUGGCUUCAGUGUCAGGCGGAGAGAGAGCCUGUCUUACAUCCCCAAAGGGCUAGUGAGGAAUUCCGUCUUCAGGAUCAACAGCCUCCCCCAGCCUGAGCCAGAGCAGGAGGUGCUGAAAGGGAAGAGGCCGGGCUCCUCGGCCAGCGGUGGGGCUGGCCGGACCGCAGCCUGGGUCCUGUCCAAUAGGCCAGCGGUUGGGUCCCAGGCCGCCUGCAAUGAAAAUCCAAUCACUGACGCCGAAUUCAGGCCAUCUGCUGAGAUGGUGAAAGUCUGGGAGGAGAUGGAGAAGCCCAAGAGGGACCUCUGGAGUAGGAGGGCAGAAGAGGGCGCCAGGGCAGGCAAGGCAAAUGGGCAGGGGGCUGGGGGCGCCUCCCUACGGCAUGCAGAGCGCUAUGUGAAAGACCAGCUCCGGAGCCAAGAGAAUGGCUUUGGCCUUCAUGAGCCGCUGCUGAUUCUGGAGGAUGACGACCUGGGGGCCAUUGCAGAGGAGUCGGCUGUGCCCUCCCCCGAGAGCAAGUCACCUGUGGAGCGGGCCGUGCCUUCAAGGUUGCCAUGGAAACUGGUGCAGGAGCUAGGGAGUUGUGAGCAAGAUCGGGGUCUCCCUCGGUUGCCCCCCCAUAUAAUGCAACUGGCCAGCCUGACUGAGGCAGAGCUGGCAGAGAAACUGAAGAACAAGGUCUACCAGCUGGCCCGCCAGUACAGCCUUCGAAUCAAGGGCCACAAGCCCACUGCGCAUAGGAGACUCGCUGAAGUCGAGGAGGAGAUGAAGAGUCAUGCCUUGACUGGCCAGCAGGAGGCAGAUAAGAAAGGCAAGGGCAAACGGAAGCCAGCCUUGACUCUUCUCAACUAUGGACAAGUUGUGCUGCAGGAGGCCAGCCCACUGACCCUGCUCUCCUCCUCCUCCUCAUUGCCAGAGAAGUCACCCAAGCGCUUCUCUUUCAGCCCCUGUUCCAGCACCCCCCACCUCACUUCCCCUACCAGCCCCCUCUCGCGGAGUCCCCUCAGCCCCAUUGUAGCUGAGAAAUUCCACUGGCCCGACGUGCGGGAGCUGAGGUCCAAGUAUACCUGUCAGCCAAGGGCUGAGAAGGGCAGGCCCCCACUUGUCAACAGGAGCCGCUCAGCACCGGAGAAAAUGGUGGAUGCAGAGAGGGUGUUGGGGGAGCGCCAGAGCUCAAAAAAGAAUGGGAAGGCGGGCAUGAAGUCCCAGCAUGGCGGGAGACAGAGCUGCCGGGGAAAGGCCUCCCUUGAUUCCAUCCCCAAGGACCAUGCCUGUGAUGGUCCUAAGGAAUUAUGUGUCAUGGCUGAGGCCUCUCUGGAGAACAAUCAGCGGGUGAUUGUCAUGGAGAAGCUGCUGGAUGGGACUGGUGAAUUGGAUGAGAGCUAUGUGCAAAUUCGCUCCCCAACAUCUCGGGAGAAAAUCUCUCUGAAGGCCGUGGUGGAGCGGUGCAAGGCCUACCAGGACUCGGAGGAAUACCGCAGGCGCGAAGAGGACAUCCCGGAAGCGCCUCCCCGGAAGGCACUUCAUCAGGGCUGGUGGGAGAAAACAGACAGCAGCCAACAAAGCCUGGUAAAGAACCUGAGGGACAAAUUCCAGACCCUGAAUUCCAACAGCUGAGCAUCUACAUCGCUUGCUCCUACACUCCUGAGCCCUACUCUAACUGGGAAAGUUGUGCAGCAAGCCUUCCAAGGGGGCGUGCGGUCAUCCUCUCGGACUUCUUUGGAGGAGAAAGGACUGGGAGAAAUCUGUUCUUCCUGCAUGGGUUGCCGCUCAGAUCCCUCUUUGUUCAUUGUGCUCCAUCUCCCAUGGGCAGCUGCCAUGACCUUCUGGGAAGUUGUAGCCCCUUCCAAGGAGCUCUCUGAUGGUUGUGCAUUCUGAGCAGGGCUGCUUCUCUCCUUAAAUGCUUCCCAUGACUUGAGCUGGGUAUUGCUCAAUACCUAUUGGGCAGAAGUCUUAGUACAUCUAUAAGUAUCAAGGGCUUCCCGUAACGCAGACAUACCAUGAAUCAGCCAUUCAUAUGAUCUACUGAGAAAAGGUGUGUGUUCUUCCCUUCAGGGUCAGGAAUGGUUGGGAAGUUCCUGCCUUAUCAAGCCAGAGUGGAAAUGAAUGAACCUUCAUUUAUUGCUCAGUCUUAUAGGAGAGUGAUUUCCCCAAGCUCUCUCUUUUUUUCCUUUUUUUUAAAAAAAAGAAUGUAGUUUUACUGUGGUUGGGAGUUUUGGUUUGCUCCAGGCCUCCCAGUUUGAGAACACAUAAUCUAAUAAUACUGGUUGUGUACACAUUUCAAUCUGUACGCACUGUGCAAUAACCACUUUUGACGAGAGAAUAUGGCUUUGGCUUCUUCACUUUUGGGCUGGGGUGGGGUGAAGAAUUGGAAAAGAUUCCAGUCCUUGGCUUUUUCACUGGUUUUCAUGGGUUCAAAGUUGCAAAGGUAAGAUUGAUGAGUCUUAGAAUCACAAAUCUCUCCAAGGUCACUGGUAGCAUCCGCUAACACUGGUGUGGAACUUAUCCACUGUGAUGCUAGGAUGUUUCAGGUCCCAUGACAUGAUGCCUGAAGAACUGCACAUCCCUCAACUCAGCCUCCUAGCAUGAUAGGUUCUUUGAUGCAAGGUGCAUUUUGUUCUUGGGCAGAGCAAUCCAGUAGGGCAGGAGAGGGAGAACCCAAAAGUGGAGGAACCGCCCUUUCCUGUGACCUGUUGGGCUUACAUCACCAGGGCAGAAGGUGAGGAUGUUGGGGCCUUUUCCCUUCUAUGCCUUUUACUGUUGCAGGUUCCUCCCCUUUUCUAUUAAGAGUUUCCCUCCUAGGGAUUCCAGUGGGAAGGUGGAGUUCCUCCUGCCAUGCUGCGUGCAUGCUGGGGCAACAGGAAGGCCUUGCCUCCUGUGGACCCACAGCUUCUCUCUGCAUUCUCCUUGCACACCUCCUUUUGCCUUUUCUGAUAUCAGAAUAGCGACGACGGAUCUUUCCGAAUCCUCCCAGAGGCGGCUUGUGAGGCCAAAAUCUGGCAAAUCCUAUAGCUGCGGGGAUGGACAAGUUGUGAUCCUCCAGAUGUGGCCUACCAUUCCCAUCAGCCCUAGCCCAGCAUAGCCAAUGGUGAGGAAUUAUGGGAAUUGCAGACCAAAACAUCUAGAGGGCCACAAGUUACCCACCCCUGCUUAUAGCCUACGACAUGCCCUAGAUCAAAGUUUUUUUAGAUGGGAUACUUCGCAUAAGGGAGUACAUGGCUCCAUACGGGGAGUGCUACGUGUAACAGGGACCAGUUGGGGAAAUGCAGCCACCGCCUAGUCUUAUUACAGUACCAUGUGCUAGGGUGAAGGGCAGGUACAAAUAGAUAGAUAAAUAAAUAAAAUGUGGGCAGAAUUCAGAAUGUGACAGUGGGGUUUUCAUCGCCUGUAAAAAAAAAUAGUAGGGCCACAAAAUAUUUAAAGUACUCAAAUAUUGUGGUUAUUUCCCCAUCACAUGGCAAAGGAGCAAUCACC